AUGUACCAACUUGACUGCCAGCGGUUCAGCUAGCAUUACCGGACAGAGCAUUCCUACAGCUGAGAACCCUACGGCAAGAAGUCCACUUUCUUAUGCAGUUGUUUCACAACUCAUAAGCACUCAUUCUAAUCCGACCCCACUAAAAUGACGCCGUCCGGGUUUCCCCAAACGAGUUAUCCGUGUUGCCGGUGCAACUACUCCAAUGUACUACAUGGCAAGCUUUAAGUGGAAUUCAGGUCGAGCUAUUUCAUAUGAUGCGUUAUAGAUGUGGUAGAUUCGAAAGUCACGAGAUCGGUCUGCUUGUCAAACUCAGCAGUUAAUCAAUUUUGUGUCGCACCACGUACCACGCACCGCAUUACCAACAACAGCCAUGUCAGAAAUUCCAAGCGAACCACCGUCUCGAUCCUUCAAGGGCAAAGUGGCCAUUGUCACCGGAGCAGGAUGUGCAGGAGAUGGCAUUGGGAACGGGCGUGCCAUUUCUAUCCUCUUAGCUGAUGACGGCUGCAACGUCGUUUGCGUCGACAGAGACAUGUCCUGGGCGAGCAAAACCUGCGAUAUGGUAGCCACGAAACCUGGGAGGGGCGAAACUCUUGCCGUCGAGGGGGAUGUGACAUCUACUACUGAUUGCGAAAAAAUCGUACAAAUGGCAUUGGGAACAUUCGGUCGAGUUGAUAUUCUAAUCAAUAACGUGGGAAUCGCGGGAGCUGCAGGUACUGCAGUUGACGUGGACAUGGAGCAAUGGGCAAAGGGCCUCGAUGUCAACGUUUCUAGCAUGGUUCUUAUGGCUAAAUAUGCCAUUCCCGCCAUGCUCAAAAAUGAGGGAGAAAGCAAAGGUGCAAUCGUCAACAUGGGCAGCGUCGCUGGUCUUAAAGGAGGCACUCCGCACCUGUUAUAUCCGACAAGCAAAGGCGCAAUUGUCAACAUGACACGAGCGAUGGCUGCACAUCACGCAAAAGACGGAAUUCGGGUGAACUGCGUCUGCCCAGGGAUGUUGUACACACCCAUGAUGUACGCUGGUGGAAUGAGUGAAGAAGCGAGAGCUGCAAGGAAGGGAAGAAGUCUUCUCGGAACGGAAGGAAACGGCUGGGAUGCUGCUGGUGCUGUUGUCUUCCUAGCCAGUAAUCAUGCAAGAUGGAUGACUGGUGUGAUUCUGCCAGUCGACGCUGGCACCACCGCAGCUGUCGGAAUAGGAAUGACCAAGGCUGCCAGUGUCAAUGGCUAGUAUGUAUGUACUUUGAGAUAUCUUCAAUGCACUUCUUGAGAAAGGUG
This is a messenger RNA of Colletotrichum godetiae, 1269 nucleotides long. Its product is annotated as 2-(S)-hydroxypropyl-CoM dehydrogenase. The record is from RefSeq and is a predicted model, not a curated record. The transcript has 2 exons. Gene Ontology annotation, molecular function: oxidoreductase activity. NCBI's taxonomy places the organism in Eukaryota, Fungi, Ascomycota, Sordariomycetes, Glomerellales, Glomerellaceae. The coding region runs from base 371 to 1222 and encodes 283 amino acids.